AUGGAUCUUGAUGAACCGGCUGUCCCACCGGGUCUCCCGGGAGAAAUGAGACUAGAGGACGAGGAAUAUCUAUGGUUCUCCAAACAUUAUCAGUUUGGUAUUCCUGCAUCAGUCCUGGAGAGUAUUGAAGGCACGCUUGUGGAUGCGCCUAGGCGCCUUGAGGAGAUGCCACCGACGUUCCGGCUGCAUGAGCCGCACCCCUCCCUCGUUGGUAGGGGACUGACCGUGAACAAUAGCUAUGUACAGAUCAUGGAUACUUGCCAGCAAGCAGCCAUGGCCUGGGCUCAGCAAGAAGCUCACUGGCCUGUCCCCGGUGAGACCCCACGGGAUGCAACUGACGAAGACUGGCUGUACAUAGGCGCGCGUGACUAUCUGCACGUGCGGCCUGCACGGGUCUGGGUUGACGGGGAAUUGGUCCCUAACUUAGGCCAUGAGCACAAUGUUUUGGCAGUGACAGUUAUUGCAGAGCAAGACAUGGCCCCUAGUGCUGUCGAGACCUACAAUAGUCUCGGCAGUAGGAUUGUCAGUGGAGUAUCGGACGUGGAUGACUUGCUGGCUGCACCCGAGUAUGAUAGGGUCAAGAAGCGGUGGGUCAACGGCGCUGAUGUUGAGCGUCUCUUCCGUGAGCGUGAGGGUAUUCCAGAAAUUGGCAAAGAGAAGCCCGCCGCUCGUGUGUACAACAUCGGCCAGUCCCACCAGCGCUCUCGCAAUCUGAUUGGCCCCAGCAUUGGUGCAAAGCGGUUCACGGAGGAUGAAGUGGAGGAACCAGAGGAUCUGUCCAUACGCCGUGAGCUAAACAAGGCAAGUCUUGCCAAUCUCUUGCAGCUUGAUGCACUUAUAGACAAUGGUGUGCACGUAAUGAAGAUGGUAGUCCCAGAGACAUACAAGAUGCUGCACGAUGUCCAGCGCAUGCAUGGGUCCUUCUGUAUGGGGGACCUGGACAACGUCUGCUUCUCUAGCAGCCAGCUAAAUGUCUCCGCACCUCAGCACUUGCAUCAGAUCCGUGAAGGCAAGAAUGACCUCUCGGAAUCUCUUGGCCAGUUCGGUGGCUUGCAUCGCGACCCCAAUGACUGUGUGGGCGCGUACUCUACCAUGACCAUUUUCUCCCAGCUGGACGAGGACAUCGAGCAUGGCUAUUUCAUGCACUAUGAGCUCGGUGCAUUCUCGUCCAUGCCUCACAGGGAGAACCAGUACAAUUCACGCAUCCUUACCGUCCUAUUCUCCGGACUGCGUAAGCACGGUGGUACACCUCCAUUUGUCCGCAACCCUGAGACGCCUAUCGGUCGCUGCCUGCGACUGAACCAUAUCAUGUAUCACAUGUCUGGGAUUCUGGAUGGUAAGGCGCGUGUUCCUCUUGGAGCGCUAGGAGAGCGAGACCCCAUCAUCAUACCUCCGGAGGCGUACAAUCCUGACUUUGACGAUCAAGCCACUCUGAGCUCCCAGCCAUGCAACCUCCAGUUGGAUGCGCGUUCUCUUGCGGACGAGCGCUCGGCAUCUACGGCGGCUGUUGUUGGCCUGUACUUGAUGGUCCAGAAGCUAUGGAAACAUACCGGCCCAACUGCGCAGAUUGACAUCCAUAAGUUCUUUGAAGCUUUCACGUCUGAGGAUGCUGAAGGGAAUCAAGUCUCAUACACCGAUCAAGAUAUCUUGGACUACCUCCCCGUCCCCGAUCGUGAGCAUCCCAACUCCAAGCUCCGCCACGAGAUCCAGCAGUGGAAUGCCCACAGGGAAAGGCCAGACGUUGUCGACAUCCGCAAUGUGUUACAAGGUGAAGAAGAUGAACAAGUUGACCUACAAGUUGGACGUGUUGGCAAGAGCAAGAAGAAGUUUGGGGCUGAUAGCGGUGAACACAUGGCACCAAAGUCAAAGUCCAAGAAACGUAAGGAUGCGAAGAGCACUGACAAUGAUAGACCUUCUCAGCGAGCUUGUUUGGACUCUGGCGCGGAUGAACCAGUCAUGCCUGACUUGGCAGCACAUCCACACCCAACUGUGCAUGGUGUAAACGCGGUUGCUGGACCUUCCCAGCAUGGCAGUGGUGAGGAAGGGAACUUGCGCUGCAGCUCUCGUAUCAAGGGUGCUGCUGGUCUCUUCCGUCCCUAUAGCGGCGGUGCUGCAGCCCCCGUACAACUCAAUGACUCCAAUGAAGAAGAUGGAGAUCCGGAAGUGGAGGCAUUAGUUUCGGAUGAUGAAUCUUCCGAAAAAAGCCAUCAAGGUGUCCUUGCCCUCUUUGGCUUGGACAACAUCUCCGCAUCCGUCCGGACUCUACAGGGCUUGUCCGACUCUCUGCCAGACAUGACACAGCGUUAUACUGCACAGAACGCAGAACAUCUGCGCUCUCUCAUGCAAGCAUUUGAGGUCCCAAGUUCUACGCAGGCUUGCUCAUCUGAAUAUGCGGUCAUGCUCAAGCAGAGCUGGCCCAUCAUUGACGGCUUCCAAAAGUGGGAUCAGUUUCAGCGUCACAAACACGCCGAGCUCCGGUGUGAAGCCAUGCUGGCAGAGUCCUACUCCUGGCUAUGGCUGAACACGGUCAUGCAUAAUCACUGCAGGGAACUCUUGACUGCACGCCAGCACAGCAAGUCACAACCUCCUACGACUUGGCUUGCUAAACUGGCGGUCAAAGUCUACGACUCCUUUGGGCGGCGCAAGGGUGAAAUGCUCUGUCGCUCAACCUUCCUCCCGGAGCUCCCUGCAAUGAGUGUGACUUUGCCAAAGAAGACCGUCCGCAAGGAUGAGCGUAUUGACGCUGUGGUAGAGAUCAUUCACGGCAUUGUGCGCACCUGGCUUGAAUUCCCUAAACUGACUUCUUUCCUGCGUGCUCUCUUUGUGAGCACGCUUGUCACGGCUUUUCACACGAAUGACGUCCUUUUGCUUGAUGGUGUCUGGGCAGUCUGGUGCUCUCCACGUCCUUCCCUUCUUCCUGCGGCACUGCGACGCACAGAACGUAUCAACGAUAACUCCAUUGCAGGCUUGCGCUCGGAUCUGGCUUCACUCCCUGUCCUCUCAAAUCCUGAAGUGCCAGAGUACCAACAAUUCCGUCUUUUCUGUCGACUACUGGCUGGUAUACGCUCAGGCACUCCUAUCCGGACCAACCCUGUCGACGUCGAGGAUCUGUGCAAACUUGGGCUUCUACGCCUUCGUGACUUCGUCAUGGAAUGCCUCGCUUAUGUCCCUCACCUUAUCAACAAGUCUAUCCCCCUCCCCGAGCCACUCUCUGCACUUCAGAAGUGGUGCAUGGAGGAUGAGGACCAUCGUGUACCCUUCCGUGAGCUCGCUGCGGGCCGGAAGAUGAUGAUGUCGGAUGCAGGACCUUUCCACCCGUUCAACAUUCACAAGCUCGGCGCCCUCGCUAGCGCAUGCAUUCAUCUUCCGUGGCAUUACCUUCUCUUCACAUCGUUGCUACCUGUGGUCAUGCAGACGAGCCAUACUACGUUUGCAACCCUGCGGGAUAUGGCGCUUACAGCCGUGACCGUAAGACCGAGAACACUGCAGCGUACUUUGCGGAAGAGGCUUUCUACACCAAGAAGCUUCUGUGCAAGGAGCCGGUGA
Molecule: messenger RNA, 3546 nt
Organism: Fomitopsis serialis
Lineage: Eukaryota; Fungi; Basidiomycota; Agaricomycetes; Polyporales; Fomitopsidaceae
Exons: 18
Coding region: 1-3546 (1181 amino acids)
Source: RefSeq, a predicted model, not a curated record